AUGUCAGUUAUUGCUUUUGAACAUUCAUUAGUCUUUAUUUCACAAUCAUUAUUAUCUCCAGCAACAAGAACAACCAUUAUCCAAGAACUUCAUGAAGUUCUUCAAGGGGUUGUUGGAGAAGGAAGGCUUGUUGAUAAAAUAGAUGAGGUAAGAAAGAAUUGGGUUGGCAAGAUCACAUUGAGGUUAUUGUGGGAUCUCAUCUGUCUUUCAACAAACAACCAAGUGUUUGAUCAAAUAUUAGUUGAAGAUGUCUUUCAAGAUGAUAAUAGAAAUACCGAUACACAACCUCUUUCAAUGAUGGACAGAAGAGAUUCAUUACUUUCUCGUAUUUUAGUUCAUUUGACUGAUUAUUAA
Molecule: messenger RNA, 354 nt
Organism: Entamoeba dispar SAW760
Lineage: Eukaryota; Evosea; Mastigamoebida; Endamoebidae
Exons: 1
Coding region: 1-354 (117 amino acids)
Source: RefSeq, a predicted model, not a curated record